Messenger RNA from Suillus plorans, 243 nucleotides. RefSeq lists its product as uncharacterized. NCBI's taxonomy places the organism in Eukaryota, Fungi, Basidiomycota, Agaricomycetes, Boletales, Suillaceae. The transcript has a single exon. The record is from RefSeq and is a predicted model, not a curated record. The annotation marks the transcript as partial.
UUGAUUCAAUUCAAUGCGCAACAUCACUCGGACGUCACUUUCUUUGUCUAUGACAAACCUGACAGCAAUGACCUGGUCUCUAUCUCUCAUUCAGACUUCUAUCGAGCUUGUCAUCGGGCCGCCCAGGCAAUCAGACCAGCCUCCGCAGGCGCAGACAAAGAAGUGGUCGCCCUCAUCGCGAAGUCAGACACUCUUCUUUAUCAGACAGUAUUCAUGGGCAUAAUAUUCGCUGGGCUAGUUGUG